AUGUCGGGCCCACCCAGAGUCCGAUCCAUGAACGUCGCUGACCCCGACUCUCGUCCGGUACUCGUCCCAGCUGGCAACAAGGUCCGACCCGCUUUCGAAGGACGAAAGCCGGUGAAGAAAUCGACGCCGGAGUCCGAGAAGAAGCCGGUGGCGCAUACGAAUGCGCCACCUCAAUGCGUCUCGGUUCCGCCGCCGGUCAUUUUGCGGCGGCAGGAGCGUCACCAGGCCAUGCUGAAGAACCUGUCGUCGAUGAACGCUUCGUGCUCCUCCGACGCGUCGUCGACAGAUUCCUCCACUCACAGCAGCGGCGCGUCGUCUAGCGGGAAGGUGGCGCGUCGCGUUAGUGUGCAGUUGAGGAAGAAACAGUGUGCUCCCAAGACGGAGAAGGUAAGUAGUGACAAUGUGAGUGGUUCGGAUGAUACUGAUUUGAGUGAUACCUUGGAGGGCAAGAAAAGGUGUGCUUGGGUUACACCAAAUACAGAGCCAUGCUAUGUUGCUUUUCAUGACAGUGAAUGGGGAGUUCCUGUCCAUGAAGACAGGAAACUGUUUGAGUUGCUCAGCUUCUCUGGAGCCUUGGCUGAGCUUACAUGGCCUACUAUCCUAAGCAAAAGGCAGUUAUUUCGGGAAGUCUUUUUGGAUUUUGAUCCAAUUGCUGUUUCUAGAAUGAACGAGAAGAAGAUAGCUGCACCAGGAAGUCCUGUCAACUCAUUGCUAUCAGAACUCAGGUUGCGAACAAUAAUUGAAAAUGCACGUCAGAUGUGUAAGGUAAUUGAAGAGUUUGGGUCUUUUGAGAUUUUUAUUUGGAACUUUGUAAACCACAAGCCUAUAGUGAGCCAGUUCAAGUAUCCGCGCCAGGUACCUGUGAAAUCUCCAAAAGCUGAAGUCGUAAGUAAAGACCUUGUAAGGAGAGGUUUCAGGAGUGUUGGACCAACAGUCAUUUAUACUUUCAUGCAAGUGGCUGGCCUAACAAAUGACCACCUUAUAAGUUGCUUCAGAUUCAAGGAGUGUACCUCCAGUGCAGAAGCAUUGGGCAAAGAGAGCUCCCUAAACUCUAAGCUCAAAGAGAAGGCAAACAAUGAGCCAACUGAGGUGGGUCUGUUACUGGCUGUCAACAAAUUGAACUUCACCCCUAAAUAG
Messenger RNA from Sphenostylis stenocarpa, 1137 nucleotides. NCBI's taxonomy places the organism in Eukaryota, Viridiplantae, Streptophyta, Magnoliopsida, Fabales, Fabaceae. The record is from the annotation of a GenBank genome assembly.